AUGUCUGAGGACCCGAAACAAGUCUCGAUCGAGACGGAAUCCCUGCGCAAGGUGGCAUUCUUCGGAAUCGCGGUCUCCACCAUCGCCACGUUGACGGCUAUUGUGGCAGUGCCAAUGUUGUACAACUACAUGCAACAUGUGCAAUCCUCACUUCAAUCAGAAGUCGAAUUCUGCUCACACAGAUCGAAUGGACUUUGGGAUGAGUACAAGAGAUUCGAAGGAGUCGCUGGAGUCGAGGGACGCAUCAAACGUGACACCUACCACCGCCGUUUCCACGCCAAACAACGUCGUCAAUCCUACGACGAUUCCGGUGUCAAUGGUGGAUUCUCCUCUGGAAACAACGGAGGAUCUUGCUGCUCUUGCGGAGUUGGAUCCGCUGGACCGCCAGGAUCUCCAGGACAAGACGGAGCUCCAGGAAACGACGGAGCUCCAGGAGCCCCAGGAAAUCCAGGACAAGACGCUCAAGAGAACUCUGUUGCCUCUGCCGACUCAUUCUGUUUCGAUUGCCCAGCUGGACCACCAGGACCAUCAGGAGCGCCAGGACAAAAGGGACCAUCCGGAGCACCAGGACAGCCAGGAAGAUCCGGAGGAAAUGCGCUUCCAGGACCACCAGGACCAGCUGGACCACCAGGACCAGCCGGACAGCCAGGAUCUAAUGGAAAUGCAGGAGCACCAGGACAGCCAGGACGCGUUGUUGAUGUUCCAGGGACUCCAGGACCAGCCGGACCACCAGGACCACCAGGACCAGCAGGAGCACCAGGACAGCCAGGACAAGCCGGACAUGCUCAGCCAGGACAGCCAGGACCACAGGGAGAUGCUGGAGCUCCAGGAGCACCAGGACAACCAGGACAAGCUGGACAGCCAGGAAACGAUGGAGAUCAAGGAGGUCAAGGACAAUGCGACCAUUGUCCACCACCAAGAACCGCUCCAGGAUAUUAG
This is a messenger RNA of Caenorhabditis briggsae, 939 nucleotides long. It is a transcript of the gene Cbr-col-101, whose product is annotated as Protein CBR-COL-101. The record is from RefSeq and is a predicted model, not a curated record. Bases 1 to 939 code for a protein of 312 amino acids. NCBI's taxonomy places the organism in Eukaryota, Metazoa, Nematoda, Chromadorea, Rhabditida, Rhabditidae. The transcript is spliced from 2 exons. Gene Ontology annotation, molecular function: structural constituent of cuticle.